Messenger RNA from Gossypium raimondii (Peruvian cotton), 681 nucleotides. Its product is annotated as nicotinamidase 1-like. Gene Ontology annotation, molecular function: nicotinamidase activity. The coding region runs from base 1 to 681 and encodes 226 amino acids. NCBI's taxonomy places the organism in Eukaryota, Viridiplantae, Streptophyta, Magnoliopsida, Malvales, Malvaceae. The record is from RefSeq and is a predicted model, not a curated record. The transcript is spliced from 5 exons. Gene Ontology annotation, biological process: pyridine nucleotide salvage.
AUGAAGAGAGAGCUUCCUUUGGAAGAAGACUCUUUGGUUCUUUCUCAAGAUGUUAAGACUGGUCUUAUUCUUGUUGUUGUUGUUAAUGGCUUCUGCACUGUUGGAGCUGGAAAUCUGGCUCCAAUGAAACCUGAUAAACAGAUAUCUGAUAUGGUUGAAGAAUCUGCAAGGCUAGCCAGGCUAUUAUGUGAGAGAAAAUGGCCUGUUUUUGCUUUCCUUGAUUCCCAUCUUCCCGAUAUUCCUGAGCCUUCGUUUCCUCCUCAUUGCAUUGCUGGAACUGAUGAAACCAGAUUGGUUCCUGCUCUCCAGUGGCUGGAAAAUGAGCCUAAUGCUACACUUAGAUGCAAAAAUUGCAUUGUUGGUUUCAUUGGUUCAAUUCAGGAAGAUGAUUCCAAUUUGUUUGUAGAUUGGGUUAAGAAUAAUCAGAUCAAAACUGUAUAUACACAGAUAUGUGUACUGGAUUUCGUAUCUUCUGCUUUGAAUCGUAGGAUUCUGACCCCACUUGAGGAUGUUAUUGCGUACUCUAGUGCUUUUGCAACUUUCGAUCUUCCGGUUCAUGUGGCCAGAAAUAUCAGUGGUGCUUUGGUUCAUCCCCAGGAUCUGAUGCAUCACAUAGGUUUAUACAUGGCCAAAGGUAGGGGAGCAAGGAUUGUAUCUGAGGUCUCAGUAGCUGCUUUAUAA